UGCGUAGUAAAAUUUUGUUUCAAUUUUUUUGUUUUUAAAUUGUAAACAAAUAUUUGAAAAGCCGUGAAAUUUCAGUGUUUUGGGGCCUUGAUUUGCUAUGAAUACUGAUGAAUCUGACGCUGCAAUAGCCUGUUUGUGUACAGCUAUUGUCUUAGCGGUUCGCCGGCAGARGAAGAGGAGAAAACCUCGAACAAUUUGGGUAAAACCAUGGAUCGCGACGAGAGAAGUGGAUGGUGCUUUUCACAAACUUUUAAAAGAUUUGUCGGAUGAUCCUUUUCACUACAAGAAUUUUUUACGUAUGGACCUGGCCACUUUUGAGCUGCUAUUAAGCGAAAUCGAUCCGCUUAUCCAAAAACAAGACACGAUAAUGAGAAAACCAAUUUGUCCAGCUGAGCAACUCGCCGUAACUCUACGAUUUCUCGCGACCGGCGAGUCAUACACCAGUCUCCAGUACCAGUUUAGGAUAGGAAAAGGGACACUUUCAGCCUUAAUUCCCAACGUAUGUCUAGCAAUGACAACCAGCUUGGCUUCAAGAUACCUUUCGUGUCCAAACACAGUUCAACAGUGGGAAGAAAUAGYGGAUGGAUUUUAUCACAGGUGGCAGCUGCCCAAUUGUCUUGGUGCCAUAGAUGGUAAGCACGUCAAGAUCUUGCACCCCCCUGGUAGUGGCUCAGACUUUUUCAACUACAAAGGGUUCUUCAGCAUUGUAUUGAUGGCAGUGGUAGGGCCAAAUGCAGAAUUUAYUUUUGCAGAUGUUGGUUGCCAAGGCAGGAUCAGUGAUGGUGGGGUCCUAAAGAAUACUCUUUUCUACCAAGCCCUUGAAAAACAACAGCUUCAUAUCCCAGAACCAAAGGAACUUCCAGUUGAUGGAGAAUUCACUGAUUGGAGACCUGUGCUGCCAUACUUUUUUGUUGGAGAUGAUGCUUUUGCCCUCUCUGAAAAUCUAAUGAAACCAUAUCCAAACAGAGGUCUGACGGAAGWGCAGCGUGUUUUUAAUUAUAGAYUGUCCCGUGCCAGAAGAGUAAGUGAAAAUGCCUUUGGCAUUCUGAGUUCCAGGUUUCGUUUGUACCACACAACAUUGUGUGUUAAGCYGGAGAAUGCAGUAUCAAUAGUUCAUGCAACAAUAUUGUUACACAACUAUCUCAUGCGGCAGUGCGAGGGAUAUGCAGGACUGGCUGAUGACCCCAGCAGUGUGAAAUAUAGUGAUGCAUCUUCAACUGCAAACAUCAACAAUCUGACAAUUCCUGGUAGUAAUCACAAGCAAAAGGCAAGUGCUGUGAGGGACAAGUUGCGUGAUUUUGUCAAUGGACCAGGGCAAGUAUCUUGGCAGUGGAAUAUACUUUUACCGUAAUUGUCUUGUAUCUUGUACAAUCAGGGAGUGUUCAUUAUUGUAUUCCUCGUACAUAGUAGUUUACUAUUCAUCAUUAUUUAUGAAAUGGUGGUGGGGGGGACUGGCAUUUUUGGUGACUACACUUUCAUAAUCUAUAUGAACCCCUUGCAAAAAAGCAAAAAAUAUUACAUUGAAACUUGUCUUUAAAAAUUAUCUUGAAAAUCAAGUAACCCCCCAAUAAGGUCCCCAAGUCUUUUGCCCUCCCCCAUUAUUUCACCGCUCCCAACCAUAAAUAAUGAACACUCCCUAAAUGGUA
This is a messenger RNA of Actinia tenebrosa (Australian red waratah sea anemone), 1646 nucleotides long. RefSeq names its product protein ANTAGONIST OF LIKE HETEROCHROMATIN PROTEIN 1-like. The record is from RefSeq and is a predicted model, not a curated record. NCBI's taxonomy places the organism in Eukaryota, Metazoa, Cnidaria, Anthozoa, Actiniaria, Actiniidae.